CAUCUCCUUAAUUUGCGAUUGUGCAAUAGUGUAUGCUGAUCCAAUCAAGGAGCUUUGUACGAUUUGCUAGCGUUGGAGUUUCGAACACUUUUCAGCUUGCACAUCAUCGUAUCGCUCCGAUAGCCGUUAGUGCAAAGACUUGUGCUCGACUGUCAAGUACUUCACCGAUUGGCCUUACACAUACUCGAUCGAUUCAAAGAUCAAAGACAUUUGAUAACACCCCUCCUCGUUUGAUACCGGCUGCAUUCAAGAUGUCGACCACUACGGCGCCAUAUGUCUCAUCUACCAAGUCACAAUUUGGUGAUUGGCCAGCAAACAAAGUUCGUGAAACAUUUGUAGACUACUUCAAAGAAAGACAGCAUACAUUCGUUCCAAGUAGUUCAACGAUUCCUUAUGAUGAUCCAACACUUCUAUUCGCAAAUGCUGGUAUGAACCAAUACAAAGCAAUCUUCCUCGGAUUGGCUCAAGCAGAUUCUCCUUUGGGUCAGUUGAAACGAGCUGUGAACAGUCAAAAAUGUAUCCGUGCAGGUGGUAAGCACAACGACUUGGACGAUGUAGGAAAAGACACAUACCAUCAUACAUUCUUUGAAAUGUUGGGUAAUUGGAGUUUCGGUGAUUAUUUCAAAAAAGAUGCAAUUCAAAUGUCUUGGGAAUUGCUCACAAAGGUGUAUGGUCUACCAGCCGAUCGCCUUUACGUUACCUACUUUGAGGGAGAUCCAAAGAACGGCUUAGAACCUGAUACAGAAGCUCGCGAUUUGUGGCUCUCCGUUGGUGCUCUGCCUGAAAAUAUCCUCACAGGUGACGCAAAAGACAAUUUCUGGGAAAUGGGUGCCACUGGACCUUGCGGACCUUGCAGUGAAAUCCACUACGAUCGUAUCGGUGGACGUAAUGCAGCACACCUUGUCAACCAAGAUGAUCCAGAUGUUCUUGAAAUUUGGAACAACGUCUUUAUGGCCUACAACCGUGAGCCAGAUUCUUCCUUGAGACCUUUACCUGCAAAGCACAUCGAUACCGGUAUGGGCUUUGAACGUUUGGUAUCCGUAUUGCAAGAUAAGCGAUCAAACUACGACACCGAUGUUUUCCUUCCUUUGUUCAGCAAGAUUCAAGAAUUGACAAAAGCGAGACCGUAUGCAGGCAAGCUCGGAAAAGAAGAUGUUGAUGGAAUAGACACCGCUUACCGUGUCGUUGCAGAUCACAUUCGAACUUUGGCUUUCGCAAUGAGUGAUGGUGGUGUGCCUGACAGAGAUGGAAGAGGAUACGUUUUGCGUAGAAUCCUAAGAAGAGGUACACGUUAUGUUCGCAAGUACUUCCAAGUGCCAAUUGGGCACUUUUUCAGUGAUUUACUUCCCACACUUGUGGAGCAAUUGGGUACCUUUUUCCCCGAAUUGCACAAAAAAGUUGAUGAUAUCAAACAAAUCCUAGACGAAGAGGAAGCUUCUUUCGCUCGAACUCUCGACCGAGGUGAGAAACUGUUCGAACAAUACGCCGCCAAAGCCAAAGCUGAAAAUCGCAAGGAGCUGAGCGGUACGGAUAUUUGGCGUCUAUACGACACCUUUGGUUUCCCCGUCGAUUUGACUCACAUUAUGGCCGAAGAACAGGGAUUGCAGAUCAAUGAGGCGGACUUUGAAAAAGCAAGAUUGGCAAGUCUGGAAGCAAGCAAAGCUCAAAAUAAGAAGGAAGGAAGUGACAUGCCAAAAUUGGAUGUUCACGAUCUCGGUCACUUGGAGAAGGAAUUGAAAUUGGCUAAGACUGACGACAAUGCAAAGUAUGGCAGAGAAAAUGUGCAAGCCAAGAUAUUGGCAAUUUACCAAAAUGGUGGCUUCUUUGAUUCUUCUGAAUCACAGAACGUGGACAGCAACAAGCCUCUCGGUAUUAUUCUAGACAAGACCUCCUUCUAUGCUGAAUCUGGUGGUCAACAAGGCGAUACUGGAAGCAUCAUUAUUGACGGACAAGCAGAAUUUGCUGUUGAAGAUACCCAAGCUUACUCAGGUUAUGUCUUGCAUGCCGGGUUCUUCAAGUAUGGUCAAUUGAAGGUGGGCGACAGUGUUGUUGCCGGAUAUGAUGAAUUGCGCCGUUGGCCAAUCCGUAACAAUCACACAGGUACUCACAUCCUCAACUUUGCUCUACGUGAGAUCGUAGGUGACCAUAUCGAUCAACGCGGUUCACUCGUAGCCCCCACAAAGCUGCGUUUCGACUUCAGCAACAAGGCCGGUAUCGCAGUACCGGAUAUGGACAAGAUUGAAAAGAUUUGUAAUGAUUGGGUUGAGAAGAACGUUGCCGUCUAUUCUCGUGAGGUUACAUUAGAAGAAGCUCACAAGAUUCCCGGCGUUCGAGCUGUUUUCGGAGAAAAGUAUCCUGACCCAGUGCGUGUUGUGAGCUUACAAUACAGCGUUGAGGAUAUCGAGAAGGACAUUGAAAACCCACGCUGGAGAACGACAAGUAUUGAAUUCUGUGGAGGAACACAUGUGGCAAAGACUGGAGAUAUCAAAUCGAUUGUCAUCUUGGAAGAGAAUGGUAUCGCAAAGGGUAUCAGACGUAUUACUGCUGUUACAGGCGAUGAAGCCUGUCAAGCAACACAAGAUGCAAGUGAAUUCAAGAAACGAUUGGAUGCUUUGGAGAAAGAGCAAAACUUUGAUGUCAAAGAAGCAGGAAUCAAACAGUACAGUGUUGAACUAUCGCAAGCUGUGAUCAGUAUCGUCAACAAGGCAGAAUUGAAUGAAGCCUACCAAAAAGUUCGUAAAGCUCAUGAUGCUAAGUCCAAAGCACGCUCUGCUGAGCAAACGAAAAUUGUGACCGAUGCUAUUACAAAACAUUUCGAGAACACUGAAGAGACGGUCUUUGUUCAUAAAUUUGACAUUGGAGCCAACAGCAAAGCCUUACAAGCAGGUUCUGCUUUACUCAAAAAGCUCAACAAAGCUGGCUAUCUAUUUUCUGCUGCCGUUGAUGAGGCUGGAGGAAAAACUGCAGAUGGUGUAAAUCCAGUUGGAAAAGUUGUUCAUGUAAACUUUGUUCCGAAGCAAGAUAUCGAAAAAGGUUUAGAUGGUCGUCAAUGGUCCGAAACAAUUCUUCCUAUUAUUGGUGGAAAGAGUGGUGGUAAACCUGAAGGUGCUCAAGGUGUUGGUACUGAUUGUGGCUCGGCUGUUGAUGAUGCUGUUAGAGCUGCGGCAAGAUUCUACACCGAGCGUACUUUCCGAUCAUCUUUGCCCGGACAAGGUGAAAAGUUGGAUGCGGCAUAAGAAGCAAGACAUCUUUGAAGAUAGAUCUCUCGUAACAAAAAUCGUCAUUGCGUUGUAGUGCUAUAAAUGAAAUAUUUUAGAAAACCUU
Molecule: messenger RNA, 3324 nt
Organism: Meira miltonrushii
Lineage: Eukaryota; Fungi; Basidiomycota; Exobasidiomycetes; Exobasidiales; Brachybasidiaceae
Exons: 1
Coding region: 252-3236 (994 amino acids)
Biological process (GO): tRNA modification; alanyl-tRNA aminoacylation
Cellular component (GO): cytoplasm; mitochondrion
Molecular function (GO): amino acid binding; nucleic acid binding; aminoacyl-tRNA deacylase activity
Source: RefSeq, a predicted model, not a curated record